GCCGGUGUUGCACUGCGCAUGCGUAUAUGGCUGGGUCGCUCCAUUUUGGAUCGGCCAUUAACGCUAGCUAGCAGUUACCAGGGUCUUUUUUGUUUUGUUUAAGCUUCCUUAAAUCACUUUGUCUCAAAGUGUUGGUAAUAAAGAGUCGUCGUCGCUGCGUUCAAAUUUAAUUUUAAAUCCUUCUUCCUCAGGGAAAUGGACGGAGAAGAGGACGAGUUCAUGUCUGGGAGCCACUCCGAUGACGGAGGAGGCACUCCAGUUCAGGAUGAACAUCCAGCCUCCGACGGGGAAGAUUUGAGCAGCAACAGACAUCAAUCUGAGGACGAGGGCAGCAAUGACGAGGAUGCGUCCUACAACAAGCGACCGGAUGACAGUGGCUCAGACAAUGAGGCUCGGCCAGCUGUUGACAGCGACUCGGAGACAGAAGCCCCCGGUCGCCACGACAACGAGGGCAGCGACUCUGAAGCGGAGGUGCCGAGGCCGGCCGACAGCGAUGACGACUCUGUUGGAAAACGCAGGAUGAGCGUGUCAGACGACGAGGAGUCGUCACCGGUCAAACAUGCCGCCUCAGACAACGAGGAGGGGGAGGCGUCGUCCCCAGCCAAGCGCAGGGGGAGCAGCUCGGACAUGGAGGAAGCGGGGGACGCUACCAAAGCGGCCGCAGACAGCGAUUCCGGCAACGAGGACACCACAGCAAAGUCUCCUAGCCGCCACUCUGGCGCUGACAGUGACUCUGACGCGGAGACGCCCGCCAGACGCAAGGCUCCUAUUGACUCUGACGAUGAGGCGGAGACACAGCAGGGGGACACUGAGGACGGCGGAGGAGGCGGCGGCAAGUGGAAAGCUGUUAUGCAGUCAGACAGCGAGGAGGAGGAGGGUGAGAGGAGAAAGGCAGCCACAGGAAGUGAUGGAGAAACGCAGGGGGUGCAGAGAACCUCAGACAACAGCGAUGAUGAUAAUCAGCCAGUGAAGAGGAAGAAGGCCAUCCUAUCAGACAGUGAGGAUGAGGAACAGGCAGACAAACCAGCCAAGAAGAGUCGGGCCGUGUCGGACGACGACAACUCGGACAGCGACGCCGAAUCGGGGGGACCGGAUAAAAGUAUGGCGGCCAAACUUAGAGAGCUGGGUUCUGACAGCGGCAGUGAUGACGACGAGGGGUCAAAGGCCACGGCAGAGAAGAAGGAUGAGAAGACGUUGUUUGGUAGCGACAGCGACUCUGAAGACAACGAGGAGGAGAAAAUGAUUGCAGACAUCUUUGGAGAGUCUGGAGACGAGGAGGAGGAGGAGUUCACGGGCUUCAACCAGGAGGAUCUGGAAGAAAAGAAGGAGACCAAGGAGAAGCAGCAGAUGGAAGAGGAGUCGGAUUCUGAUGAGGGCGUCAACCGCAGCGGCCAAGACACCAGCUUCAUGUCCGACUUUGACAUCAUGCUCGCUCGCAAAAAGGCCUUGAGCGGGAAGAAGAGGCGUCACCGCGAUGGCGGGACGUUCAUCAGUGACGCUGAUGACGUAGUCAGCGCCAUGAUCACCAAGAUGAACGAGGCCGCCGAGGAGGACAGAACAUUGAACAGUCAGAAGAAACCGGCGCUGAAAAAGCUCACUCUUCUGCCUCAAGUGGUCAUGCACCUGAAAAAGCAGGACCUGAAGGAAACGUUCAUCGACAGCGGCGUCAUGUCGGCCAUCAAAGAGUGGAUCAGCCCGCUUCCAGACAAGUCUCUACCUGCGCUCCGAAUCCGGGAAGAGCUGCUCAGGAUCCUGCAGGAGCUGCCCAGCGUCAGCCAAGAGACACUGAAGCACAGCGGAAUCGGCCGUGCCGUCAUGUUCCUGUACAAACAUCCCAAAGAAUCCCGAUCCAACAAAGAUCUCGCCCUCAAGCUCAUCAACGAGUGGUCUCGACCCAUCUUUGGCCUGACGUCCAACUACAAAGGAAUGACAAGGGAGGAGCGAGAGCAGCGGGACCUCGACCAGCAGAUGCCUCAGCGCAGACGACUAAGUUCCGGAGGUCAGACACCGCGUCGAGACUUGGAGAAGCAGCUGACCGGAGAAGAAAAAGCGCUGCGACCUGGUGACCCGGGCUUCUGUGCCAGAGCUCGAGUCCCGAUGCCCUCCAACAAAGACUAUGUUGUACGGCCCAAAUGGAACAUGGAGAUGGACUCCAGCAGGGGUCACAUAAAGAGAGGGGGGCUGACCCGCAUGGACAAACAGAUGCGACGAUUCGCCGACAUCCGCCGCCUCACCAAGACAGGUCACGCUGUCAAAAUCAGCGUGGAGGGCAACAAGAUGCCACUCUGAUUUUAAGCCCCUAAGGGUUUAUUCUCUUUUCUUUUUUUUUUCUUUUUUUUUUUUUUAAACGUCAGUCAUGUGGCCUGAGAGUGAUUGUCGACUACACGUCAUCUCUUUGAUUAUCAAAAGAGACGACCUCUCACUGCGUUGCACUUUUUAAUGUACCGUGUGGCGCAUCUUCCCUCACGAACAAUCAUCUUGAUGCGUGAUGUUGACGCCAAUCUCUUGGCAGUGAAAAUGGGUUCUGUUAGUGACGCCAGCCCGUCAAGGUGAUGUCUAAGCGUCCGUGAAGCACGUUGACACCGAUGCCAUGGAUGAUUGGAGAGGUCACGACAGAACCUUUUGGACUAGCAUCCGUUCUAUUAUUUCUGUCUAACGUUUUUGCUGCUGCUCAGAUCUGUGGUCUGCUUGCAUCAGGUCUCAUUAGUGGUGAUGUAACAACUGUUUCUGGGUCCCUUUGUAGAGCCUCAGUCGGGCCCACACAGUCCAUGAUACUUUUUUAAUAAAAACUCAAAGCCAACUUGACUGUAAUAUUCA
This is a messenger RNA of Doryrhamphus excisus (bluestripe pipefish), 2817 nucleotides long. It is a transcript of the gene iws1, whose product is annotated as interacts with SUPT6H, CTD assembly factor 1. NCBI's taxonomy places the organism in Eukaryota, Metazoa, Chordata, Actinopteri, Syngnathiformes, Syngnathidae. The record is from RefSeq and is a predicted model, not a curated record. Gene Ontology annotation, biological process: poly(A)+ mRNA export from nucleus. Gene Ontology annotation, cellular component: nucleus.